AUGCCGCCCGUUCGAUGGAAAAUCCUAUACAUCAUCUUACUAUCCCAUCAAAUUUACCCGGAAAUUUCAGCCGAAGGAGCUCGUCUACAGGAACCCACGGGGAUGAUCUCCGACGGCUGGCGACCCAUCUUCGGCAACCGGCGCCCCGCCGUCGGCGUCGCGACGCCCCCCAACUCCCCUCCCAGCAAAGCAAUCGACGUGGAAAUAGUGAAAUCCGAGAGCACCGUCGCGACGUCCACGACGACGCCGCGACCGGACGAAGGUAUGAAGCCUGUGAAAAUUUCUACUAUGAAAUACCAAACGCUCCCGCCCAACGCCGUCACCAUCGGCAGACCUUCGGAAUUCGGCUUCAGGAAGCUCCCGUUGAAGCCUAUAGGGCACCUGGUGAAGAGGAAACCUCUCAGGCAGAUCGCAGCUCACAGUACUAGAAGCGAGGUUUACCUCCAUCCAGGAACGCUAGUGAGUUUUCCGAUGGUUAAACAGUCCCCGAACACCAUCCGCACGAGGGAAGCGCAAGGUUUAGGCCUGUUCGGCUCUCCAGGCCACUUCACCGUCAACCAACCCAACGCCCACGUGGAAAUCAACCGGUACCCAGCGCAUUCGGACAACCCGUUCGAGCAGUACAAGAGCCCCGGCGUCGCCUACAUCGUGCCCAAGUUGAAGCAGCCGCCGGACGAGUACAGCAGGAAUUUGGUGCCGCCGCCGCCCGGCCGCCGCCCCGCCGACAAGGAGCGCCUGAAGCUGGCCAGCUCGAAGAUACCCGAGAAGUUCAAGGAGGACCAGUUCGGCGCGAAGAGGCCGCCCGUCGGCGAGAAUGUGGUGGGGUUCGCGCCGAAACCGCCGGCCGCCGUGGACGUGCAGGUGACCAAGGAGAACCUGAAGGCGUUCCAUAACUUGUUCAAGCCGGAUUACUUCGAUUACGAGUACAGGCAGGCGCCCAAGUUGCAAACGUACGAGGUCACCGAAGGAAAAUGGUUCGACAAUCCCAACCCUUUCACCUUCAAUUACCUCAAACCCAAGCAACAACAAGUCCAGCAAAUACAACAAGUACAGCAGGUACAACAAGUCCAACAGGCGAUAGGUCCUCAAAUCACCAACGAGCCCAUCGUGGAAUUGAACAUCCCGCCGUUUCUGCCGACUCCGAUAAAACCCGAUCCGGCCUAUCCGACAUCGCCCACCCAAAGCGAGGCUUCGACGGUGUUCAACCAGAUCAGCCAGAAAAUGAACAAGUACAAAACAGCGGCGUUGGCUAACAAUCCGUUGUUCUUCGAUAUCAAGGAGGUGUCGACGCAUUACCCGAUUUUGGGCCGGCCCGAGUUCGUCUACGAAACGCAAACGGUCAGUCCAGUCAAAGAUAACGAGAUCGUGGAGGAAGUUACCACCGCCCGGCCCGAGGAGGUGACCACCAAGAAGCGCAGAAGGAGGCCGCAGCCAAGAAGGCCUACUUCUACUAGUACCACCAGCACCACCACCAUUGCUACUACUACCACCACGGAAGAUCCGCAAACCACCGAAGCUUACAGAUUCCAAAAAAUCCAAGAAGAGCUGGGCUUCGAGACGGACAAACCUCCGAAGAGGCACCGACAGCGGCCGAACCGCUACAGGUACCCCAACGUUUCUGAUGCCCAAGAGAACCCAGCGCGAUACGGAACCACCACUCAGGCAACGGAGGAAGAAGAUAAGUCGAGAGGAAGGCACCGGUACAGACAAAGAGGUAAAGAUCCAACGGAGGCGAGGAUUAAAGAUCAGUACCGCAAACGGAUCAGAACCACCACGAUACCGACCAAUCAUAAGUACCAAGAAGAUUCCGAUUUCGAAUCCAAGUACUACCAGACCGUCGAAACUACAACCAAGCCUCAAAGAUUGAUGGAAUACGAUGAUAAUACUAGCGAAGAUUACGAAACGACGCCUUUAAAUGACGCGAGGACUCGAUUUUACGCCACCAAAUCAGCAGAAGAAACCACAACAUUGAACAACAUCAACGAAAUAGAUUCUACUACAACCUUAUCGCCGAAGCAAGAGGAACCUGAGGAGACCACAUUGGUCACCACAGCUGCACCCAAACCCACCACAACUAAACCCACCAAAACCAGAACAAGACCGACAUUGUUCAAAACUCGACCGAGGUUCAGCGUGAAAGACUACAGGCAAAGAUUGACGCAUAUAUCCAGCAGCACCCCUUCUAGUACAACACCAGAUUCCACUAAAACCACCCCCGAAACAUCAAGAUUCAGGUUUCCUUCGAGAUUGCGCACCAGGCCCGCUCAAACGUCCACCACAGCAGCUCCGCGACAAGAAGAAACCACCACGGAGCUGGUGGUGAGGAGGAGGUUCAAACCGAAGGAUCCCAGGCACACCGCCACCACUACCGAAGCUAACGUUAUAGCUGAAACUAAUGUAAAGGCUGUUAACACGCGCUUAAGGCCGUUCGACAGGCAAAGAAGUACUACAGAAUCGUCCAGCUCCAAGCCGAAAGUUUCCAUCAAAUCCGGCUUGUACUCCAACAGGAGGCGACCGGCGUUCAAUACCAAGUCCAAAUUGAACGAUCGAGCGGAAUCGAUCGCUAGUAAAUCUUCAGAUGAUGUGGAUGAUGAUGAGAGUUUGGAGGAAACGACCGCCGUGUAUCAGUCCAGCAGGAUCACCACCGAACCUCCUGGGGUUACAACGGAGGCUCCUGGUUUAACGACGUUGGACGCGAGUAUGAGCGACGAUGAUUACUCGCAGAGGAUAUCCGAUUUGACUUCAUCGUUUAAAUUGGAGUACGACACGCCGGGUUUGUUCAAAUCGGUGGCGCCCAUCAGCAGGAGGGUGCCCAGUUACUUCACCAUUUCCACGGAGGAUCCGAUUUUGCCCAUCGAAGCUUUCUUUCCGAAGCUCAAAGAUAAAGGAGGCGAUUGA
This is a messenger RNA of Phyllotreta striolata, 2898 nucleotides long. Lineage: Eukaryota; Metazoa; Arthropoda; Insecta; Coleoptera; Chrysomelidae. The record is from the annotation of a GenBank genome assembly.